AUGCCUUGUACCAAACAGCCUAAAUACUUCCAGAGUCUCAUGGUUUUGCAGUGGCCCUUGAACUACUUAGCCAUAUUUUUUAUCUUGCAGCCAUUGUUCAUUUACCUGCUGUUUACAUCUUUGUGGCUGCUACCUGCCCUUUACUUAGCCUGGCUGUUCCUGGACUGGAAGACCCCAGACCAAGGUGGCAGGCAUUCAGCCUGGGUGAAGAGCUGGUAUGUCUGGAAAGGUAUGAGAGACUAUUUUCCCAUUACAAUCCUGAAGGCUGAAGACCUGUCACUGGAGCAGAACCACCUCAUGGGGGUUCCCCAUGACAUCUUCACCUUUGGUGCCUUCUGCAACUUCUGCACUGAGGCCACAGGCUUUUUAAAGAACUCCCCAGGCAUCACUCCUCACCUGGCCACGCUGUCCUGGUUCUUUAAGGUCCCCCUUGUUAGGGACUACCUCAUGGCCAAAGGUGUGUGCUCUGUAGGUCAACCAGCUAUAGACUACCUGUUGAGCCAUGGCCCUGGCAACCUCGUGGGCAUUAUAGUGGGAGGGAUUGGAGAGUCUCUGCAAAGUGUGCCCAACACCACCACCCUCAUCCUCCAGAAGCACAAGGGGUUUGUACGCACAGAUCUCCAGCACGGGGCUCAUCUUCUCCCAACCUUCACUUUCGGAGAGACUGAGGUGUUUGAGCAGGUGCAGUUCCCUAAGGACAGCUGGAUGUACAAGUUCCAGAGCCACCUCUGCCGUAUCACUGGUUUCUACUGUUGUGUCUUCUAUGGACAAAGCUUCUACCAAGGCUCCAUUGGGCUCCUGCCAUACUGCCAGCCUAUCGUAACAGUGGUCAGAGAGCCUCUGCCGCAGCCGAAAAUUGAAAAGCCAAGUCAGGAGAUAGUGGGCAAAUACCAUGUACUCUAUAUGGAAGCCCUGCACAAACUGUUUGACCAGCAUAAGACCCAGUAUGGCUACUCAGAAACCCAACAACUGAUUUUCCUGUGA
Molecule: messenger RNA, 984 nt
Organism: Choloepus didactylus (southern two-toed sloth)
Lineage: Eukaryota; Metazoa; Chordata; Mammalia; Pilosa; Megalonychidae
Gene: AWAT1
Product: acyl-CoA wax alcohol acyltransferase 1
Biological process (GO): lipid metabolic process
Cellular component (GO): endoplasmic reticulum membrane
Molecular function (GO): long-chain-alcohol O-fatty-acyltransferase activity
Source: RefSeq, a predicted model, not a curated record